Molecule: messenger RNA, 3951 nt
Organism: Trichosporon asahii var. asahii CBS 2479
Lineage: Eukaryota; Fungi; Basidiomycota; Tremellomycetes; Trichosporonales; Trichosporonaceae
Exons: 4
Coding region: 1-3951 (1316 amino acids)
Biological process (GO): retrograde transport, endosome to Golgi; Golgi to vacuole transport
Cellular component (GO): GARP complex
Molecular function (GO): syntaxin binding
Source: RefSeq, a predicted model, not a curated record
AUGCAUAAUCAGACGACGCAAUCGUGGGAAACUUGCUAUGUCGCCGCCGCUGAGCCGGACGGAUCCGUGCCUGUGCCUGAGGCUCGCGUGAGAACCACGCAAGCAACAACAUGGCCACGGUUCACCAGCCAGCCAGGCCAGACUCACCCAAGACAACGCACUGCUCUCGACCCCACCGGCUCUCGCAAGCAUCUCUCUCACCAACCUUCUUCCCGCCAAGGCAACGGCGGACGCGACUCAGACAUGUCAAAGUCGGCGUCCGGCUCAGCCUCAGGCCGACAAGGCCACGAUCCGACCCCGCCGCCGAUCGUGACCACGCCAGCACCGUCUUCCCCGCCGGCGUCGGAGUCCUUCCUCUCCGAGUUUGAUGGCACCGCUGGUAGCGUCAUCGACACCUCGUACGACGCAGGUUGGGACACGCCGACGGACGCUGCCUCCUUGAACAUUGUUUCGUGGAAGCUCGGCGUCAAUGCACGUGUCGAGGACGGCAUCGAGAAACGCGGCUUCAACGCUAUAUCUGCUGUUCUCGCUCAUCCCACGAAGAAGGCAAACCCGCUGCGCGCGUCGCGCAAGCCACUCCCUCCAGUGGCCCAACCUCCACCGCUACUGCCUAAGCCCUACGCACCGUCCUACUAUGAUGGGUACCUUAAAUCCAUCGCACCCUUGUAUGAGCAGUUUGUUCAGUCGCAAGCGGCUGCGACGGCAUCUGCUGGGGACAUCGAUCUUCAGCAGCGCAAGUCAGCCGACGACCUUCCCUCCCUUGACAACAUCCCUGCCACAUUCUUUGACACCAACUUCGACCUCGCCAACCCGACGACUUGGAACGAUCUCAUGAGCUCUGUCCCCGAAUCAGGCAAGAACCAGGACGAUGAACUGCAAGAUGUUCUCUCGACGCAUCUCGACAACCUUGAGCGCCACCUCGUGCACGAGAUCACUCUCCGCAGCUCUUCCUUCUUCUCUGCUCUGUCCAACCUCCAGGACCUCAACGCUGAGUCGACCUCGUGCCUCACCCGUAUUGCCGACCUCAAAUCGUCUUUGAAGGAUGUUGGUUCGAAGCAGGCCCGCAAAGGUCUUGAAAUCAUCGACGCGCAAGCUCGGUUGAAAGAUCUUCGAACCACGGAAAGCGGUGUGAAGCGCAUGGCAGAGCUCGAUGAGAUUCUGCGUGUCGCCCGCGGUCUUGCAGAUGGGGGUGAUUGGUCCGGCUCGCUCGACUGUGUCGAAGACGUUGUUCGAUGGUGGGAGCGGAACGACAAGGACGGCAGAGACGGCGUCGAGGAGAAAGCCCUUGCCCUCAACACACUGCCGGCUCUUGCUAAUCUGCCAACCUCGAUUGCUGUUCUGACAACUAACAUCGCAUCGCAAUUGGAGAGCGUCCUGAGUUCUGUCCUGCAGUCACUUCUCUCAGAGUCCGACCACGGCAAGCCAUUCGACCCACUGGAGGUCCGAACUCGUAUCGGCGCCAUGCUAAGUGGACUGAUGCGCUGCGGCAAGGGCGACUCGCUCGUCAGCAUCUGGCGAAAUGCUGUCACAACAGCCAUCCGGGAGGGAUUACGACAGGACGACGAGGACGUAGACAAGGCUACUGAGGUGCGCGGCCAGACUCUCGCCCAAUCGCUGCAGUCAAUGGACCACGCCCAGUUCCUCGAGCUCUGCAAGAAGAUGUACGGCUCGAUGCUGACUCGCCUGCAUCUCGUCCAGAAGAUCGGCGAGGAGAUGGCGGCGAUGAUGAGCGAGAACCAACACAUCAAAGCGCUCAUCAUCUCCGUCGGAAGCGAUGCCCCUCUCUUGGCCAGGUCACCAGACCUGCCACCUUUCGAGCCCGCAGAUGUGCUCUCUUCCGCAUGCGAACUUGCCAACACCCGCGCGUCGAAGAUUCUGUCGGUUCGAAACGAACAGCACUCUUCAUUGCCGAUUGAGCAGUUUGUGGAGGUCUUCGACGAGAGCUGGCAGUUCGUCGUGGCGACCGAGGUACUCGCCAAGCGCAUGAUUGUGUCUCUGCGAGGUGUCGCCGCUUCGCAGGCUCGCGCAUUCCUGGUUUCGUACCAUGCGCAGAAGCUGACCCGGUCAGCGAAGCUCGUGGAGGAGGAGACCUGGGUGCAGAUCGACGUCCCGCCGUCAACGCAACACGCUGUCGACCUCAUGGUCGAAGCCGCCGUCAAGGACCCCACCGAGUGUCUGAUCCCAUUCAAGACGUCGAAUGGCUCCAACGGAGACCAGCAGCAGGGCGCCACGAAGCUCAUUAACAUCGAGGGCAAGUCUUUCUUCGUUGUUACCGCCACGUCUGGAUCCCUGUCGCUUCUGUCCGACUAUCUCGCCGUUGUCAUCAACCUCGAGCUUGUUGUGACCGAUGUCAUGUCACGGAUAAUUGAGUUCCUGAAGAGUUUCAACUCGAGGACUUGCCAGGUCGUGCUCGGUGCCGGCGCUAUGCGAUCCGCGGGCUUGAAGAACAUCACGGCGAAGCACCUCGCCCUCGCGUCGCAAUCGCUGUCUGUCGUCAUCGCGCUCAUCCCCUACAUCCGGGAGUUCAUCCGGCGGCACCUGAACCCGAAACAGGCAGUCAUGCUGACCGAGUUCGACAAGCUGAAGGGAGACUACCAGGAACACCAGAACGAGAUUCACGCCAAGCUCGUUGCGAUCAUGGCGGACCGCUUAGCUGUCCAUGUCAGCGAGCUGCGGGAGAUCGACUGGGAGGCGACGCCCGCCAAGGAGGGCCCGCACCAGUACGCCCAAAUGCUUGUCAAGGAGACUGCUACUCUGCACAAGGUUCUGUCCAAGUAUCUCGCCUCGAACACUGUCGUUGCGGUCAUGUCGCAGGUGCUCGCCGCGAGCGUUCACCGCCUGACCGAGGAGUACGCCAAGAUCGAGCUCAAGUCUGAGGACGCGAAGAAGCGCAUGCUGCAAGACGCCAUCCUUAUCGUGCAACGGCUGACGCCUCUUUCCGAGCUGCCGGAGACGCUCGAAUCGCUCGAAACCCUCGUCAAGGAGAAGCCGACGCCGAAGAAGAAUGUCGCCGCAAACCUCGGCGGGCUGUUCAAGCGCCACCAGAAGGAGUCGCCGACGUCGCCGGCAGCCCCGACGACAGAGCUCAAGGAGGAAGAAAAGGCAAAGAGCCCGCUUCCGCCUGAGAAGACGCGGACACCUGUUGAGAGUAAGGGCGCUGACGCUGGUGACGAAGGUGAGGCUGAACGAAAGGUUUCUCCAAGGGAGUCAACGGACAAGUCCUCUGAAGAGGGGCCGUCUGAAGAGCCGGAGAAGCCCGUGGCAGAAGAAAUUAAGCCGGAAGUAGUGCAGCCCGAAGCAGCGGAAGAGGCCAAGCCGGAAGUUGCCGAGGAGAAGCCCCCAGUGCCGGAGAAGGAGGAUGUGGAGGAGAAGCCCCCGAUUCCGGAGAAGAAGACGCAAGAGCCACCGGCCAAGGACGACUCUACCCCCGAGGUGCCCGCCAAGGACGACAUGCCCAAGGUUCCUGCCAACGACGAACCGCCAGCAACCCCGAGCAAGGAGAGUCCGACAAAGGAAGAGGAAGCGCUGCUUGCUGUUCCGGAGAAGGACACGGAGGAGGUGAAGCCUCCACUACCGGAGAAGGACGUUGUUUCAGAGGCUGAGCCCCUUACCGAGCUCGCGGCGGAGGCAGAGAGCAAGGCUGAAGUUGAAGCGGAGACUACGGCGGUGCUCGAAACCCAGCCGGAGGAGGAGGCCGAGACGAAGCCUGAGCCCGAAGCCGAAGUCAAGCCCGAAACGCCCCCGAAGGACGAGCCGGCUGCUGGCGAGUCAACUGCUCCCGAACCGACACCUGUGGAACCCGAAGCCACCCCAGCCGCCGCCACCCCCGACGCCACUGACGAGCCCGCCUCCGGAGCGACCUCGCAGACGGAGGACUCCACCCCGGCAGCCGCCAAGCCGCCACCAGCAACCCCCUCCAGAAAGAAGAAGAAGAACAAGAAGAAGAAGUAG